Messenger RNA from Acipenser ruthenus (sterlet), 4153 nucleotides. It is a transcript of the gene tulp3, whose product is annotated as TUB like protein 3. Gene Ontology annotation, biological process: protein localization to cilium. Bases 162 to 1709 code for a protein of 515 amino acids. The transcript has 13 exons. NCBI's taxonomy places the organism in Eukaryota, Metazoa, Chordata, Actinopteri, Acipenseriformes, Acipenseridae. Gene Ontology annotation, cellular component: cilium. The record is from RefSeq and is a predicted model, not a curated record.
CCAAUCGUAACCACGCGACGACAAGCUCCUGCCAAUGCUGAGGCGCUUUACUGGCUUGUGCGGUUGCUAUGGCUUGCAGAGUCCAUUUCCUUUAGUUUAAACUAGAGUGUCAGACACAGGGAGGCGAGCAGCUGGGGGAUCCAUAGCAACGGGCAAUAAUCAUGAGUUACUACAGCAUCAGACCCUCCAGUUCUGCAAGUUUCUCCUCUACCUCAACCUCAGCUACAAGUGUUCUUGAUGAUGAAAAUUCCAGCAUCCGACAGCAGAAACUGGAUAAGCAGCGUGCUCUCCUGGAGCAGAAGCAGCGGCGGAAGCGGCAGGAGCCCUUGAUGGUGCAGCCGAACCCCGAGGCCAAGCCGCGGCGCUCCAAGCCCAGGAGGAGUGAGGAGCAGGCCCCGCUGGUGGAGUCCCGGCUCAGCAUCACCAGUGACGUCAUCCUGGACGGUAUCGAUGGCCCGGCUGCAUUUUUGACAGCAGAAGUUCCAGAUCUUGGCACCAAAGUUGAGAUCCUGUCUGUGAGCCAGUCUCCACCCAGCGAGGAUGGUGACGGAGAUGGUGACAGAGAGACCCUCCUCAAACCCUCGUCCAAAGCAGAUAUACAGGACAUCAUGCAGAAGAGAGCUGAGAAACCCAGAGAGAAGGUGAUAAGUUCGGGGGCCGAGACAGGGUGUGACGCAGUGGAGAAAGGGUCCCUAGAUGAGAUCCCUGUGGAGCCACUGCCACCCCCCAUGUCAGCCCGUGAGAAACUGAUACAAUCAGGGAUCUCUGGCAGCCUGAACUUUGAUGAAGAAGACAGUGAUGAUGAAGAAAAGAGUGCCAGAUCCCAGUCUCCACACUCUGAGAAACCCCGACCUGCCUCCACCAGCAGCGUAAAUUCCAGCACCGACCGAGCUGCCCCUACUUCCCCCCAGGCAGAUGGCCCAUCCAUCGAGGUGGAGAAUCUGGAGGAGUUCUCGCUGCGGCCCGCCCCGCGCAGCAUCACCAUCAAGUGCCGAAUCACACGGGACAAAAAGGGCAUGGAUAGGGGGCUCUACCCCACCUACUUCAUGCACCUGGAGAAGGAUGAUGGCAGAAAGGUGUUUUUACUUGCAGGCAGGAAGAGGAAGAAGAGCAAAACAUCUAAUUACCUUAUUUCUGUCGACCCCACAGACCUCUCUAGGGAAGGGGAGAGUUUUGUUGGCAAGCUAAGGUCUAACCUGAUGGGGACGAAGUUUACUGUGUAUGACAACGGGACAAACCCAACCAAGGCACAGGGCCUGCUGGAGGACAGUAACACACGUCAGGAGCUGGCUGCCAUCUGCUAUGAGACCAAUGUCCUGGGUUUUAAGGGUCCGAGGAAGAUGACAGUGGUAGUCCCAGGGAUGAACAUGAAUCAUGAGAGGGUGCCAGUGCGACCCAGGAAUGAUCACGAGAGCUUGCUGACUAAGUGGCAGAACCGGUCCAUGGAUAACCUGAUUGAGCUGCACAACAAGGCGCCCGUAUGGAACGACGACACACAGUCCUACGUACUCAACUUCCACGGCAGGGUCACGCAGGCCUCCGUGAAGAACUUUCAGAUCGUCCACGAGAAUGACCCGGACUACAUUGUGAUGCAGUUUGGAAGAGUAGCAGAAGAUGUCUUCACUCUGGAUUAUAACUACCCCAUGUGCGCCUUGCAGGCCUUCGCCAUUGGACUCUCCAGCUUUGACAGCAAGCUCGCCUGCGAGUGAGGGGCAGACUCGACACUAACCUACCUUGGACUGGUUUGUUUAGGUUUUUUUAAACGCUGGGAAACCCUAUUUAUUCAGCAACGGUGUACUUUAUCGCAAUCGUGUGAACUUGACGUAUAAUGAAAUCAUGCAGAGGCCGAGAAAUUGCAACAAGCAGAAAAAAAAACCAAAAACAUGGGCGACUGUAAAUCAUGAAGCAUUUAUUCUAUUUUUUAUGUUAUUGUUACUGUUUGUUUGUUUGUUAUAGUUGUGUUGGAUCACAUCCCUGUUUACCAUCCCCAAAGCUAUGUCCUACAUUUCUAUACCUGUACUGCAAUUUUAUGUUAUGGUAGGCAGACAGUAAGUAAGCUGGACUUCUGACAGGGACACACAGGGAGUGACAAAAAAAAAAAAAAAGACUGUACUGUUGGAUCCAGGACAGCCUUCAUUCAAGUGCAAUACACUUAAAAAAAAUGCUAGAGGGGGUACUUGGUACAACACAUGCAGUGGGCUCCAAACAUACAGUACAGCUCUCCAAUUAGAUAGUGAAUAGGGUAUGCCAUGGCAAUGAUAAUGAUAUUUAACCUGAAAUUUUCUGCCAUUCCAAAACUUGGAAAAACUGUUGAAUAUUAUUAUUUCAGAAUAUUGCUGGAAACUCAUCAUGGAAACCGCUUUUAUGUAAAUCAUCACUCAUAUUAUUGGUAAUUAUAAUUAGGGCUUCUGAUUUUAACCAAUAAAAACUGAUAAACUCAAUUACUCUAUUCACGUUGACUCCACCCCUUUCCCAUUUAAAAAAACCUACUACAAAAAAAUUUAAAACAAACUACCUUUCCGUGGAGUUGGGCAAUGUCCUUCCUUCCUGACUCGUAUCUAUCAUUGAUUUGUUGUGAAUACUUUAAACCCACCCCAACUACUGAGUGGAAGCAAAUUCUACAUUUCUAUUGGAGACUCCGCUUGCAAGAUUUAAAACGAGAUUAGAAGUACAUUAGAAGGCUUGUUAUCAGGAUUUAAAGCUAUAUUUCAGUUAGUGAGAAUUUGAAACAGAAUUGAAAAUUGUGGCGAAAUGUAAAAAAAAUGCCUUGACACACAAAAAAUCAAUAUGUGCCUGUGACCAUAAGGAUUUUGUUGUGGAAGACGGCAAAGGAAAGAAGGUACAACUAAGCGUGCAAGUACUGUCGAGUUACUAUUAUUGUACAGAAAAAAAACACUCAAACAUUUUGGAAAAUAACUGAAAACAAUAAUUUCCUACAGUAUAUAAAAAAAGAAGCCCCGAAAAAAAAUAUUUACAUAAAACUUGAAAAUAGCUAAAAAAAAAAAAAAAAAAGCGCCAAAAAAUGAAAUGAAUAAAAAAUUAAAAACAGAAGCCCUAAUUAUAAUGUAUCAGGUAUUCCAGUAUAUUAAUUGUAUUAUUUACAUAAAGUUUACAUAAUUCCCAAUUAUUCCUUCUCUUAAUAUUUUUGGAGCCCACUGUACACGAGUCAUUUAAAUCUAGUCGAUACCCGUUUGAGAUUUCUCAUUAAAAUGUUUGUAAUCUGAGGAUAUUUGUUUCACAGGCUCCAGACCUGCAGUUACAGGAAGGCUUUCAAACCCCCUUGUCAGUGCUGCUCUUCGGGGUGAUUUGAUCAACUUGUACCUUGCUGGGAUGGGAUGGAUUUAUUUUUACAGCAUUUUUGUGUGCAAUCCUGGUAUAACCACAGAUAGGUGGUUGAUGCAACCCAGUGUGAUUCCUCAGUGGUGCAAAAUGCUCUUAAAAAAUCUGACUGUGGCUUAUCCCAGCAGGUCAUACGUUGAUCGAAUCAGCCUCUUGGCCUUAUUCAGUAAUAACCCUUUCACUUAUGUAUUUUUAAACUCAAAAUGUGUUUCCCUCAAUUGUCAAAACUCAAAAAACGGAUUUGUGUGCCCCAAUCAUGAUUUGCAGAUAUAUAAAUAAUAAGAACAGAGCCCCCUUUUAUAUUACUCUUAAAUUCAAAAUAGAACUAUGCAUAUUUAUGAAACUGUAUUUCACCGAAUACAUGUACAACUUGUGCUAGCCUUUGAGCUACAUUAUCAUAUUGGGCCCAAUAUUAAUUCUAGUUUUAUGUAUAUAAAUGUAUGAAAUUGAAAGGGAGGGUGGGGAGUCAAUUCUUUUGUGGUACUGCCAGAUGAGAAUACGAUUUAACUGUUUAAUUUUCCAGAAGGUUCUUUUAUUAACCUUUUUAUAUUCAUUUUAAUGUGUUAAAAUGCAUGUACAGUAAUGCUUUGUGCUGCAAAUCUGUAAAAGAUCUGCAUACAAUUUUAACACUCAUGUUUUUAAAGAGAUUUUUAAUACAUAUUUGAUAGCAUUAUUUAAUAAUAAUACAAACAGGAAAACAAAUGUUUGUAAAAACUGGACUUGCUCAACAUUAUCAAAUUUGUAUUUGACAAAUCUGCAUUUCCUGCUGCAGGUUUGAUAUUAUUUGUCUCAUUAAAGCUUUGCAUAAAAAAUA